Quercus robur (English oak) is the source of this 1425-nucleotide messenger RNA. Its product is annotated as pentatricopeptide repeat-containing protein At1g08070, chloroplastic-like. Gene Ontology annotation, molecular function: RNA binding; protein binding. Lineage: Eukaryota; Viridiplantae; Streptophyta; Magnoliopsida; Fagales; Fagaceae. Gene Ontology annotation, biological process: RNA modification. Bases 1 to 1425 code for a protein of 474 amino acids. The transcript has 2 exons. The record is from RefSeq and is a predicted model, not a curated record.
AUGAAUCCUCAAAAAAAAGAAUUAUGGGUCCUUGACAGACUAAAAUCAUGCAAAACAAUAAUCCAACUCAAACAAAUCCAUGCACUCCUCAUCAAAACCAGCCCUCUCCGUCUCCGAGCCCCACAGCUCAUAUAUCCCAAGCUCAUCUCUCUAUGCACUACUUCCUCUUCUUCCUUUGGUGCAAACCUCACCUAUUUUCGCUCUAUUCUAACAAACUUGGAGAACCCACAUGUCAUCCUCUACAACAACGCUAUAAAAGCGCUUUCAAGUGCCCAGAACAGCUCUUUUUCACUUGAAGCCGUGGCAUUAUUUCGUGAAAUGCUCAUCAAAGGCCUCGUUCCUGAUAAUUAUACCGUUCCAUAUGCUCUUAAGGCAUGUGCGCAGUCUCAGGCGCUACGAGAAGGCGAGCAAAUUCACGCGCAUUGCAUCAAGACAGGGAUGCUCUUAUCCAUUGUGUAUGUAAAGAAUACAUUGAUGACAUUGUAUGCUGUUUGUGGGGUUAUUAAAGCUGUUCAGAAGCUGUUUCAUGGAAGUCCUCAAAGGGACUUGAUUUCGUGGACCACGCUUUUUCAGGGAUAUGUAAAAAUGGGGUUCUUGAAGGAAGGCGUGGCAGCGUUUUUUGAGAUGUGUGACUCAAAUUUAAGAGCAGACGAGAUGACAUUGGUCAUCGUGCUUUCUGCGUGUUCUAAAUUGGGUGAUUUGGAAUUGGGGCGAAAGAUACAUGAUUAUAUGCGUGAUAAUGAGGUGAAUUCGGAUGUUUUUGUUGGGAAUGCAUUGGUUAAUAUGUAUUUGAACUUUGGAGAUGCUGACUUUGCUUGUAAGUUGUUUGAUGAGAUGCCUUUUAGGAAUGUGGUUGCUUGUUUUUACGGAUGGCCAGAAGAACAAAGAAAGCACGAGUUAUGGCAGCUACUCAAGCAUCUUCACACUAGGAUCUCAACCCCUUGGCUCUGUGUUGGAGAUUAUAAUGAGAUCUUGUCAUCUAAUGAGAAGCAAGGUGGUGUACCAAAACCAUUGAACCACAUGGAAGCUUUCCGAGCUACCCUCCUACAUUAUGGACUUGAGGACCUUGGUUUUCAAGGAAACAUCUUCACUUGGAACAAUGGUAGACAUGGGAAUGCAUUUGUACAGGAACGACUUGACAGAGCAUGUGCAACGGCAGAAUGGAAGGAAAUCUAUCCGGAGACACGGGUCUUUCAUCUCCAAACCUCAUACUCGGACCAUAUUCCGAUAGUCAUUACCACACAGAACCAAACCCAGUGGACUAGAAAAAGGAAAGUGCCACGAAGGUUUGAAGAAAAAUGGGCUUCCAAUCCUCAAUGCGAGACCAUGACACAAGAAACAUGGAGGGUAGCCGAGAGAAAUGGUAGCCCUAUGUCAAAGCUAUUUGAAAAAAUCAAAAGAUGCAGAUUUGCCUUGGUGGACUAG